UUUAAGUCACAAAGAUGAAACAUGAAAACUAACGCAAUAAUUAUACUUUAUUAGACACAUUUCUAAUUCAAAAUGUUUUGUUUUGUGUGGUAGUCACCUCUGAAACGUGUGGCUGUCUUGUCCGUUCUCAAACGACAGGGGGAGACGAGCUCUUUGAUUCUGUUGUGACACACAAUGAAACGUUGACUACAGUCCAACUCCGUGUUCCUGCCUCGCCCUAAAAUUAGUGAUGAGAAAAUAACCCUUCAGUCAAUGUAUGAAGUUGUCACUGGAGUUUCCUCAGUUUCAGUGAGUGAAUAUUGAUAUUUCUGUUCUGUUAUUGAUAUUCUACCAAAGCGUCGUUAUAAAAUAACAGAAUAGUUUUUCUUUUACACAAAUGUAUUUCUAUUAAUAUGUGACCUUUUUAAUUCCACUGUAUGUGUAGAAUAAAUAACUAUGCUUUAGGAUAGACAAACAAACACACCGGAAAACGAAGGAUUAAUGCUAAAUAGCUAAUAUAGCUAAAUAGCUAAUAUCCGUAACCUAUAGAUAAACUUCGAUCACCUGACAGCACCUUCAGGACAGUUAUAGGUACUGCAGUAGUUCUGUGUUGUUUCAGUACUUACCGCAGUUAAUACACAGGAAACUUCACUCGGCGCAGGGAACAUAAAAAUAACAAACUGUCGAGUUCAUUUAAAUUAGGUUAGUGCAUGGUUUUCAAAUAAGACUUUUUGAAACAUCAAACUAAAGUGAGAACGAAAAUCAACGCCUUUCUCUGUUAUGUGUUUGCACAGAACAUUAACAUCACAUUGAACAUUACACUGAAUUACAGCAGUAUUUUGUUGUUUAAUUCGUUUUUUUAACUGGAAUUAUACAGUUUACAUCCUCACUUUAUACAUUUAUUUUCUAAAUUAAAGCUUGUUCGAAUGAAACAUUUAAUUAUUUGCCUUUUAAUUAUUAAAAACGAAUAUACUGUAUAUACCAGUGACACGUUCCGCCAAUGACCGUUAGUAAGUUUCAAUAAACUCUCGCGAGACAAUGAAGCGGAAGACAUUAGGCGAACCUCCCCGUAGUCGUAAACUGGAGCCGCUUACGUCGUGCAGGGAACGGCGACAGUGUUUGAAAGAAAACAAGAGCUCGGUGUUUGUUUUUAUUUCAAAAACAAGUGUUAAACCAGAGGCAGGGCGUAUUCUCAUCUCCUGCGCACAUUACUAGCUGUUAGGAAAAAGUGUUUUCAUGUGGUGGAGUUUGAAGUGUCAGUGUGUGGACACCUCCAACUGGAGGAUCGCAUCCGUUGGCCCGGAGGGUCAUCGUCCUCGACGACACCCUCUGCUUCCUAACUAAGUGUUUGGAAAAUGACCGGAGAGAAGAUCCGCUCCCUGCGGAAGGACCACAGGCCGGGCAAGGACGAGGAUUUACUGGAGCCGGAGGAGGAGGCGGCGACCGGGACCUUCAGUACCUCCAAGACGAACAACAAGAGCAGGGCGAGCAAGAUCUUCAGCAAUCACAAGUUAUUAAAGUCUCCGUCCACACAGCAACAACAGUCACAGAUCAACGCCAACUCCAACACACUGUCCACACCGGACGUUGUAGAUGACAACAACAAGAACCCCAUCAUCCGAACCGAGCAGGACUUUCCGGUCCACGAAUGUGUGUUUAAGGGAGACGUCCGGCGUCUGUCUUCGCUCAUCCGGACACAGAACAUCGCCCAGAAGGACGUGCACGGAAACACUCCGCUGCAUCUGGCUGUGAUGAUGGGCCACAAAGAAUGUGCCCACCUGCUGCUGGCCCACAAUGCACCAGUAAAGGUGAAGAACGCUCAGGGAUGGAGCCCCCUGGCAGAGGCCAUCAGCUACGGAGACCGACAGAUGAUCACAGCGUUGCUUAGAAAACUGAAGCAACAAUCCAGGGAGACGGUGGAGGACAAGAGGCCCAAGCUGCUGAAGGCCCUCAAAGAGCUGGGGGACUUUUACCUGGAGCUUCACUGGGACUUCCAGAGUUGGGUUCCUCUCCUCUCCAGGAUCCUCCCCUCAGACGCCUGUAAGAUCUACAAACAGGGCAUCAACAUCAGACUGGACACCACACUGAUCGACUUCACAGACAUGAAGUGUCAGCGCGGUGACCUCAGCUUCAUCUUCAACGGUAACGCCGUCCCAUCUGAGUCCUUUGUGGUCCUGGACAACGAACAGAAGGUCUACCAGCGGAUACACCAUGAGGAGUCGGAGAUGGAGACGGAGGAGGAAGUGGACAUCCUGAUGAGCAGCGAUGUCUACUCUGCUACACUGUCCACAAAGUCCAUCACGUUCUCGAGGGCACAGACCGGCUGGCUGUUCAGAGAAGACAAGACGGAGCGCGUGGGAAAUUUCCUGGCUGACUUUUACUCUGUGAACGGCCUGGUUCUGGAGUCCAGGAAGAGGCGGGAGCAUCUGAGUGAGGAGGACAUCAUGAGGAACAAAGCCAUCAUGGAGAGUCUGAGUAAAGGUGGAAACAUCAUAGAACAGAACUUUGAGUCGGUGAGAAGACCAUCUCUGACGCCCCCGUCCCCCAGCACCAUCUGCUGGGAAGAAUAUAUCAAUGCAGACAACGGAAGAGCUCCUCAUCUGGGACGAGAACUGAUCUGUAAGGAGAGCAAGAAAAACUUCAAAGCCACCAUAGCCAUGAGUCAAGACUUCCCUCUGGGAAUCGAAUCGUUGUUAAAUGUUCUGGAGGUGAUUGCACCUUUCAAGCACUUUAAUAAACUCAGAGAGUUUGUACAGAUGAAACUCCCUCCUGGUUUUCCUGUCAAACUCGACAUUCCUGUCUUUCCCACCAUCACGGCCACCGUGACGUUUCAGGAGUUCCGCUACGACGAGUUCGAUGACUCCAUUUUUAUCAUUCCUGAUGACUAUAAGGAAGAUCCUAGUCGCUUCCCCGACCUUUAACCUCUCUGGAACCUGAAACAGAAGAAUAUUGUUCUGCUGUGCGUGACCGUGCUAUGAAACAUUUUUUUGAAAUGCAAAAGGAAAUCUGGAGGGAAAACGAUUUUGAUAUGAUUAUAAACCACGGCCAGUCAACGGAGUUUGAUCAAAGACGUGGUUCGGAUCUGUGGUGUGGGACGCGACCGAUCAGUGAAGAAGAAGAAGACGAAGCUGCUGAGGUUCCAAGUAUGUGAGUUAGGGAGCGUGUUCAAACUGAGGUGUAGUGAAGCACUGAUUCUAUGGUGUAAAGAAAUCCACUCAUGGUCCAACCAGAAACCAGGUUUUUAAUGUUCUUUUUCUAUUGCUGUAGAUUUUAGGAAAUCCUAGGGUUCAAAGUCAUUUUAACUUUGUGAUACCAGAUGUUACAUCUCUGAGACAGACGUGGCACUGACUGAGUGUCACACUAACUUUGAACAUUUUAGCAAAGUUAUUACCUUUCCUAUAGAAAAUAAGACAAAACAUGUGGAAUAAUGUAGUGUCACUGAGGUGAAAAACCGCAGCUUUUUUCAGAUGGUACCGUAGAUGAUUCAGGUGACGUGUGGUGUCGGAGCAUUCUGUUGUUAACCUUCUAAAGGAAGAGUCUCGAACUCAUUAAAAAUGAAUUGAUGCCAGUUUAAAACCAGACAUUUACUUUUCUGUUUCUUUGCUGUUCUUUUUUUAUUUGUACCUUGACGUUUUGUUGGUGGGUUUUUAUGUAGUAAAGAGUUUGUUUCGUCA
This is a messenger RNA of Cynoglossus semilaevis (tongue sole), 3653 nucleotides long. Its product is annotated as ankyrin repeat domain-containing protein 13C. Lineage: Eukaryota; Metazoa; Chordata; Actinopteri; Pleuronectiformes; Cynoglossidae. The coding region runs from base 1335 to 2900 and encodes 521 amino acids. Gene Ontology annotation, molecular function: signaling receptor binding. The record is from RefSeq and is a predicted model, not a curated record. Gene Ontology annotation, biological process: protein retention in ER lumen. Gene Ontology annotation, cellular component: cytoplasm. The transcript is spliced from 13 exons.